UCAGACUGAGGAAGGAGAAAAGAAGGGGAAAGAUGAAACAGUGAGAAGGAAUAGGAAGGAUGAUGAUGACAGAGACUGUCCCCCUCCCUACUGUACUCCUCAAACUCUCUACCCAGUGUUGCCGGACCUCCCUCCUCCUCAGGCGCCUCCUGCUGAUCCGCUGGAUGCAAGACCACUACAACCUGCAGCCCCACCCCCUGUCUCUCCCAACACCACGGUGAUUGAUCGUCUGGCACGGAGCCUGGCUGAAGUCAUGUAUCAUCAAUACCCUCUGAUGGCAUGUCCUAACCCUCAGCCUCGACCUGAUGAUGCUAAUGCUGCUGCCGCCGCAGCAUGGAACCCCAUUGUGUAUGUCCAGAGGACGUGGAGACAUGAUGAAAUCAAAGACAUUGUAGAGGACCUACCAGACCCAAGUAAGGACGCUGUGAAAUAUUCAGCAGAGAUGAGGGUAUUGUUGGGUCAGUACAAAUCAUCUGCUGCUGAGAUAGCCCAUAUCUGUAAAAAGAAACUGGGACUCAGGUGGGCGGAUGUACAGGGACAGUUUGAUUACAACUACCUGUGGGCUGAGAAUGGCGCAUAUCAGGACCAGAUAACGGCGCUGCUGGCCAGGAUUGUGGAGAUGUAUCCAACUAAGACUGACUGGACUGCUAUCAGAGAAUCCACUAUGAAGAAAGAUGAGGGCCUGGAGGCUUUCAGAAAGAGACUUGAGACCUGUUUCAGGCUACACAGUGGUAUCAGACCAAAUGAACAUGCAUAUGGGGAUCUGCUGAAAGACGCCGUGGUGAGGGGUCUGACACCGGGCCUGGAGAAAGCUGUGAGGACUACCUGCAUCAGUUGGGAGACUGAGCCAUUAGCAACGGUGGUACAGCACUGCAAGCAUGCUGAGAGAACAAAGUACUCAGAAGGAAGAAAGAAUAAAGGAAGAAAAAGUAAAGACACAAACUACAGGCUGCUCAGAUGACGUUUUACCAGGGAGCAGCCCCAGCAGGGACAGGACGAGGGGGUGGAGUGUGCAGGUGCUACAACUGUGGGAAGCCGGGUCAUUUUGCUGCUGACUGCUCCGAGCCAACGAAUCCACAGAGGAACAAAGGCAGGGGUGGACCAAGAAGAGGGGCCCGAGAGGAGGGGGCAAGAAGAGGAGGAAAAGGAGCACAUGCAUGGACAGCUCCAUUCCAACAACAGCCGUGGCAGCCACCUCCCAACCAAUGGCAGGUCGGGCCACCUCACGGGGUCCAGCAACAGUGGGGACCACAAGGAGUCCCUCCAGGCAGAGGACAAACUGGAGCCUGGCAGACGGGGCCGCCGGCACAGACGACCCUGUACAAUCCAGGACAGGGACAGGAGGAGGAGUAUUGACAUGAUGAGAAGACAGGGACAGUUGUGCUAAAAUCCUCAGAGCAACAAGAGCAUUUGUUUUUAAAGUGUCACACCCUUCCGAGAGUAGAGGCAACAGUGGAGGCUUACGUCAAUGGGUGAAAGCAGCUCUACCCCAGCCACUGGUGGGUAUCCUGCACAAACUGCAACCAGGUGACUGGGUGGUGGUGAAAGACCUGAGACGAAAGCAUUGGAACCAGCAGAGGUGGACUAGACCAUACCAGGUGAUGCUGAUUACCCCCACUGCUGUUCGCGUAGCUGAGAGGUCUACUUGGAUCCACGCCAAUCACUGCAGGAAGGUGCCAUACUGCCCACCAGACCCUGAGGAUGGAGGACCAGAGACGCCGGAAGUCACCGACUAGAUGGGAGGAUCAGGCCCAGACUCUACGCAUAAUGUUUCUUGCUCUGGUCUUGAGCCUUCUCAUUACAGUUGCCAUAUGGACAGUGACUCAAGGACAACCGGUCCUGGAAAGACAACAUGGUACGGACUCGACUGAUAACCAUUCAGUCCCACUGCGGGACUUAAAUAGCAGCCACUCCAGCUCGAGCCAACGGCAGGCUCAGGACAGGAGUCCAGCAAACAAUAGCCGCUCCCAUAUCGAAAGAAGAAGGUCAAUGCAUCCACUGGAUGAGCAUCACAGUAGGAAUCACGAGGGAAACACUUGGUGGUCACUGCUUAACUAUACAGUAAAGACUGAACUGAUGUUAGGAAAUACCUCCUGUUAUGUAUGUAGCUUGUUUCCACAUUCAGCGAUCUCCCCAUUCUUACAGUAUUCAGUAGAGGUCAGCAUUAAUGACACUAUGUGCACUAGAGGUGCUCUUGUCCAAUGAGAACACAGGUGGUCAACCUUCACUAUGUAGAACUCUGAGGGAUAAAUACAUUAAUGGUAAUUUGUCAUCAACAAAAGAUUUACGGGGGGGAUUUGAUUGUUCACAUUGGUGUAGUAGAAUCAUCUUAGAAACUAGAUCCCGUGUACCAGAACCUAUUCAAGUCCAACCCCGGCGAACCCCAUUUAGGACCGGUCAUUGUCACAAUCCAAGCAAUAUUUCCAUACCACAAUUGAAUGAAUCCUAUCUGGGAAUGUCAACAUGUGUCAAUUAUAGUGUUUUCCCAAUAGGAUGUAGCUGGAAGAAGGGAACAUGCAGCUCUGGAUACCCCAUUAGAGUGAGGGUGGGACACACCAUUAUUGAUGCUGAAACUGACAAGCUUUCUCCUCAUCAAUUUGGCUCAGCAACAUUUACUGAUCAUUAUUGGAUUUGUGGUGAUAAAGCUUCUCUCUACCUACCCACAAAUUGGACAGGGUGCUGUAUUUUUGGUAAACUAAACAGCUCCCUUGUGGUAAUGCAUAAAACUAAUUCCUCUAUUCCAAGCAGGUUAAGACUAAUUAAGAGGGACAUCUCGCAAUACAAUAAUGUCCCUAGUGACUCUCGACGAUCCUCGAAAUUGGAAAAGUUCUGGCGUGGUUUAAUCCCCUGGUAUGGGGCAUCGGAGAAUGCACAUGAGUUGGAUAGGCUAGGAUAUCAUUUGGAAUCCCUGGUAAAUUUGACCACUGCAGGGUUUUCUAUGAUAAGACCAGAAUUACAAGACACUCAACUCAUGGCAAAACAAAAUAGAGUGGCACUUGACAUGUUGCUAGCACGUGAAGGAGGGGUGUGUCAAAUUAUAGGAGAUCACUGUUGUACAUUUAUACCCCAGGAAGAUGACAAUUUGACUAUUGUAGUGGAACAUUUGAAAGGGAACACCAGCCUGACAUCAACUGGAAUCCGUUAGGAUGGGUUCAGUCAGUGUUUGGUGCUUGAGCUGCGACCAUUUUCCACUGGUUCAUCUGUGGUCUAAUAUUACUGAUUGCUCUUGUUGCUAGUUAGCAUUUGUGUGAAGAAAUUGUUUAAUAAAGUGGUUGUUGUUCUUA
Oncorhynchus tshawytscha (Chinook salmon) is the source of this 3284-nucleotide messenger RNA. RefSeq lists its product as uncharacterized. Lineage: Eukaryota; Metazoa; Chordata; Actinopteri; Salmoniformes; Salmonidae. Bases 2168 to 3145 code for a protein of 325 amino acids. The transcript is spliced from 2 exons. The record is from RefSeq and is a predicted model, not a curated record.